UUAACAUUUCCCAAAUCCUCGGUCUUAGAUAUCGGUUGUGACUGUAUUAUUGAUUUAAUUUUUAUAUAAUUUUGACAUAAUCCCUUGUGUAACUAACGUGAUUGACGCGUGUCUGGACCAAUCAGAGACAACGUUGGGUUUCGUUUUGGGCGCAGCUGUCCAAUCACCGCACAGAUCCCGCCUUUUCUCGCGAGUGUUCCGUGUGUUUUUGGCUGUCUGACUUCACUCCGGCUCGGGCAGAAGGAGGCGGCUGAGUCUCAGGACGUUUUGUCUCGUUAAUUUCGAAGUCCGAGCUCCGCAAAGACCAUGAACAGUCUGCUGAGAUCCGCCGCGCGGGGUCUGCGCUCCGGCGCGGCGGUCUACGCGGCGCGGCGGGCGGACGGGCGCGUGUGCUCGGCCUCGGCCCGGUUCCUGUGCGCGGCGGCGGACCUGCAGAAGGACCUCGGGGACAUGGUGAAGAAGAACAAGGUGGUGGUGUUCAUGAAGGGGACCCCGGCUCAGCCCAUGUGCGGCUUCAGCAACGCCGUGGUCCAGAUCCUCCGGAUGCACGGCGUGGACCAGUUCGCGUCCUACAACGUGCUGGAGGACUCGGCGCUCAGAGAAGGAGUCAAAGUCUUCUCCAACUGGCCCACGAUCCCUCAGGUGUACUUCAACGGCGAGUUCGUGGGGGGCUGCGACAUCCUGCUGCAGAUGCACCAGAACGGGGAUCUGGUGGAGGAGCUGAAGAAGCUGGGCAUCAGCUCCGCGCUGCUGGAGGCUGAGAAAGAGUCCAAGUAGAGGACGAGGACGAGGACGAACGUCGAGACAGAGGACACAUUUAUCAGGUUUAACCCCCGCAAAGACGAUCACAAUCAACUCUGGAAGCAGCCACGAGCAAAAGCGCCCCCCGCCGGCCGAGAAGGCUCGGCGAGACGCACGAUUUCAACGACCUCAUGGGAUUAGUGGCAGCGCUGGAUCUGAAAUUAUUUUGACAUGUUUGUAUCUAUAGAGAGCGACAGAGAGCUCCUCUGAAUUUACACAGAUCACGUGAUGAAUGAAAUACAACAUUUACUCUGCAAAAAGGCGAAAAACGAACCAAAGCAGUCAGGUCUGUGCCAAGAAUUUACAAAAAGAGCGAAAAGAUUCUGAAAUCCUCUUUCUGAUAAAGUCCGGUGAUUUUUCUCGGUGUUUUUUUUCUUCUUAUCUCACCAAACAUCAUCUGAUCCAUUUAAAAAAAAAAUAAAGAUUACAGCAGAAUUAAGAUUUCAUUAUCACAGAACAAAAAACUCGCUCUGAAUAUUUUUCUAUCAUUUCUAAAUUCACCAAAGUCUAAAUAUUAUGCUUAACCCUUUAAAACCUGAGCAAAAUGUUUUU
Plectropomus leopardus (leopard coralgrouper) is the source of this 1353-nucleotide messenger RNA. RefSeq names its product glutaredoxin 5 homolog (S. cerevisiae) (gene glrx5). Lineage: Eukaryota; Metazoa; Chordata; Actinopteri; Perciformes; Serranidae. Gene Ontology annotation, cellular component: mitochondrial matrix. The record is from RefSeq and is a predicted model, not a curated record.